Molecule: messenger RNA, 1650 nt
Organism: Recurvomyces mirabilis
Lineage: Eukaryota; Fungi; Ascomycota; Dothideomycetes; Mycosphaerellales; Teratosphaeriaceae
Exons: 3
Coding region: 1-1650 (549 amino acids)
Biological process (GO): proteolysis
Cellular component (GO): fungal-type vacuole
Molecular function (GO): serine-type carboxypeptidase activity
Source: RefSeq, a predicted model, not a curated record
AUGAAGUUCGCGGCAUCAACACUCCUCAUCGGCGCUGCGGCGGCAGCUGGUCUUCCGCAGCAGCAAACGCCGCUCCAGGCGCCUGCCAGUGACAAUGGUGCGCUGAAGGCUGCUAGCGACAAGGCCUCAUCGUGGACGAAGCCACUUCAGAAUCUUCAGCAUGAGCUCAAGCACUUAACUGGCGAAGCCCGCCAGGUGUGGGAUGAGGUGGCGCUCAUGUUCCCCGAAGCGAUGAAUCAAGCUUCUUUCUUCAGCCUGCCCAAGCCACACACGAAGCGAUCCAAGUGGGACUACACAACGUCAGGCAAGGCGGUACAAGACAUCUGGGUCACAAAUAGCAACGGCGAGAAGGAGCGCGAGCUCGACGGCGACCUUGAAGCUUUCAGCCUCCGCACCAAGAAGGUAGACCCGAGCAAGCUCGGCGUCGACAAGGUCAAGCAAUAUUCUGGAUACUUGGACAAUGAGGAAGAUGAUAAGCAUCUCUUCUACUGGUUCUUCGAGUCUCGCAACGAUCCCAAGAACGAUCCUGUCCUGCUUUGGCUUAACGGUGGACCUGGGUGCUCUUCUCUGACUGGUCUCUUCAUGGAACUCGGACCUAGCUCCGUGAACAAGAAGGGCGAGCUAGUUUUUAACCCAAGCAGCUGGAAUGCCAAUGCCUCGGUCAUCUUCCUUGACCAGCCAGUCAACGUUGGCUAUUCUUACAGCAGCGGCACCGUCUCCAACACAGUUGCUGCUGGCAAGGACGUCUACGCUCUCUUAACACUCUUCUUCAAGCAAUUUCCAGAGUACGCCCACCAAGAUUUCCACAUCUCUGGAGAGUCGUAUGCCGGCCACUACAUCCCUGUAUUCGCUUCCGAGAUCCUGUCUCACAAGAAGCGCAACAUCAACCUCCAGUCGGUCCUGAUUGGUAACGGUCUGACCGAUGGGUUGACUCAGUACGAAUACUACCGCCCAAUGGCGUGUGGUGACGGCGGCUGGCCGGCAGUCUUAUCCCCACAAGAGUGCACAAGCAUGGACAAUGCUCUUCCACGCUGCCAGUCUCUCAUUCAAAAUUGCUACAACAGCGAGUCCGUCUGGUCAUGUGUUCCCGCCAGUAUCUACUGCAACAAUGCCAUGAUCGGUCCCUAUCAGCGCACUGGCCAGAACGUCUAUGACGUCCGCAAGAAAUGCGGUGGCAACAGCUUGUGCUACGAUGAGCUGGACUGGAUACAGGAGUAUCUCAACCGCAAGGAGGUGAUGGAAGCUCUUGGUGCCGAGGUCGACAAGUACGAUUCUUGCAACUUCGAUAUCAACCGCAACUUCUUGUUCCAGGGUGAUUGGAUGCAGCCAUUCCAUCGCUUGGUGCCAGGCAUCUUGAAAGAGAUCCCAAUCUUGGUCUACGCUGGUGAUGCCGAUUUUAUAUGCAACUGGCUUGGUAACUUGGCAUGGACACAGGCUCUCGAGUGGCCUGGUCAGAAGAAAUAUGCUAAGGCACCCAUGGAGGAUUUGAAGCUCAUGGACGAUGGUACCAAGAUUGGUGCUGUCAAGUCUGGUGCCAAUCUCACCUUCAUCAGAUUGCACGCUGGUGGCCACAUGAUCCCAUACGAUCAGCCCGUCGCUAGUUUGGACAUGGUCAACAGGUGGUUGGGCGGUGAGUGGAUCGAGUCGUAG